UUUCGCCAUCUCCCACUACUCAUCACUUCUUCACAUCCACCAUCACAAGUGAACCCAAAUCUAUCCUACAACCUUCCACACACAAUGUUUAAGCGUCUUGUCACCGUCGCUCCCCGCGUUGGCGCUGUGGCGCCUCGCUCCUUUGCCCCCCUCUCAGGCUUGCAGUCCGUCCAGUCCGCCCGCCGUGUUCCGGCCCCUGCUCCCGCUCAGCGCAGAGCAUACCACGAGAAGGUCCUGGACCACUACAACAACCCCCGCAAUGUCGGCUCCUUCAAGAAGGCCGACCAGGACGUCGGAACCGGUCUUGUCGGCGCCCCCGCCUGUGGCGAUGUCAUGAAGCUUCAGAUCCGUGUGAACAAGGACACCGGCAAGAUCGACGACGUCGUCUUCAAGACUUUCGGCUGCGGCAGUGCCAUCGCCUCUUCCAGCUACCUGACCGAGCUGGUCCGCGGCAUGUCCCUCGAGGAAGCGGGCAAGGUUAAGAACACCGAUGUUGCUAAGGAGCUCUGCCUGCCUCCUGUCAAGCUGCACUGCUCCAUGCUUGCUGAGGAUGCCAUCAAGUCUGCCAUCUCUGACUACUACACCAAGAACCCCAACGCCCGCACGACCAACCUUUCCGGGACGGGCGCCUCAAUUCCCGACGUGAAGGUCGAGAUUGAGCAGACUGCUGGCAGCCCCGCCGCCGCCGUAUAA
This is a messenger RNA of Penicillium cinerascens, 693 nucleotides long. RefSeq names its product iron-sulfur cluster assembly scaffold protein. Bases 85 to 693 code for a protein of 202 amino acids. Gene Ontology annotation, molecular function: ferrous iron binding; 2 iron, 2 sulfur cluster binding. The transcript has 2 exons. The record is from RefSeq and is a predicted model, not a curated record. Gene Ontology annotation, biological process: intracellular iron ion homeostasis; iron-sulfur cluster assembly. NCBI's taxonomy places the organism in Eukaryota, Fungi, Ascomycota, Eurotiomycetes, Eurotiales, Aspergillaceae. Gene Ontology annotation, cellular component: cytoplasm; mitochondrial matrix.